AUGGGAGCCCACGCUUCCAAACACCCAGAUUGGACUCCUCCAGGCGACAAGACUUCCAUGAAGCCUUUCCGCCCUAGAGAGGACUCCGAUACCCCUCUACAAUUUGUUCUCUUAAAUUGGAAAGAACUGAGAGGAAGGAAGGGACUUUCAAAGUCUAAACUGAGGGACCUCUGCAACAUCUCGUGGGUCGCUUACACCCACCACCUGGAGCCGGCCUCUCAAUGGCCACCUCACGGUUCCUUUAAUCUUGUGAAAAUGCAGGCACUUAAAUCUUAUCUAGCCGAUGAGAAGCCCCGACAACUGUACUACCUCAAUGCCUUCGUUGAAGUCCGUGAAUUGUUCCAACAGCAACAAGCCCAAAUUGUUCGACAAAUGGCUGUUUUAAAAACAACCAGACCUCCCCCAUAUGAUGAAAUUAGAGCCCAAGAGGAGCAAUUAGAUAGGACCCUCGUCCCUUUCUAUUACCCCGAACCACGAGCCCCCCGACCGCUAGGAUCUGGGGCAGGAGACAGGACAGGAGCCGGUGGGGGGCGGGACUUGGGGAAGACGUAUCAAAUCCACCCGCCGCUACCCCUUCCCAAAGCUCAUCAAUUGCAUCGCCGCUCAACCCUCCCCCGAGUGCGUCUAACACUAUAG
This is a messenger RNA of Podarcis lilfordi (Lilford's wall lizard), 636 nucleotides long. The record is from the annotation of a GenBank genome assembly. NCBI's taxonomy places the organism in Eukaryota, Metazoa, Chordata, Lepidosauria, Squamata, Lacertidae.